Arachis ipaensis is the source of this 1163-nucleotide messenger RNA. RefSeq lists its product as uncharacterized. NCBI's taxonomy places the organism in Eukaryota, Viridiplantae, Streptophyta, Magnoliopsida, Fabales, Fabaceae. Gene Ontology annotation, cellular component: ribosome. The record is from RefSeq and is a predicted model, not a curated record. Gene Ontology annotation, molecular function: structural constituent of ribosome; 5S rRNA binding. Gene Ontology annotation, biological process: translation.
GGUAAAAUGUCCUCUGCAGUUUGCACUCUGUGCAUUGCGUCUCCGUCCAGUUGCUGUGUCAAACACUCAAUUCUCAAAUCCACUGUCAUAUCACACUCACCUCAUCGGAGUCAUUAGAAGCUCAUAAGUGCUCCCAACUUCAUCUUCAUAUUUCUCGUUGAGCAUUCCAAUCAACACGGAUGACGCUUCAACUUGCAUUGCCGCCGUCACAGCUGCCCAGGCCCUACAGCUGUCCGCCGCUCCUCCGCCUCUCUUCUACCACUCCCACUGGCCGCUGGUGGUCAGCGGUUGGUGAUUCUCCUCCUCGUUCGUUGUCCUUCUCCUCCAUCCCGCCAAGUCUCCAUCUUCACACUCAUCUCUCCGAGGGGUGCUCUUUCAUCCAAGCUGCUUGGACCCGAAGAUCUCGAAGUGAAGCUGCAAAGAAACCUAACAGGAAAUCAUGGAAGCAGAGGACAGAUAUGUACAUGAGACCGUUCUUACUAAACGUUUUCUUUUCAAAAAGAUUCAUUCACGCUAAGGUGAUGCACCGAGGGACAAGCAAAGUGAUCUCUGUCGCUACCACAAACGCCAAGGAUCUUCGAAACUCUCUCCCCUCCCUGACAGAUCACAAUGCUUGUAGAGUCGUUGGAAGGCUUAUUGCCGAGCGAUCAAAGGAGGCUGAUGUGUAUGCAUUGGCUUAUGAACCAAGAAACAAUGAAAGGAUUGAAGGUAAACUGGGUAUUGUUAUCGAUACCAUUAAAGAAAAUGGAGUAAUUUUUGUUUGAGUUCAUUCCCUAUCAAUAUAUAUAUUGGUCAGAACUUCAGAUGUAGCCACCUUAAAUGAAUAUUCUAAUUUACAAAAGACCAUGCUGUGUAUAUUGUUUCCUUAGCUAGUUGAAUUACUAGUGUUAUUUCUCUGAGUUCUGCUGACGAGUGUUUUCGAAACACUUAGAUUUUACAAAUAGUUUGUAGUCACUAGUCUCAAGCCAUUGACUUCUAGAAUGGAAGGCUGGGUGUUUGCUUAUUUACAUUUGUCUCAAACUUUAGGAGACGAUAGGAAUGAAGGUUGGGGACAGAAACAAGAGGCUUCAAGGGGAAAUGCCCAUUGCUGGUAGCAUUUCAUAAUUUUAUUGGCAUCAUGUCUUUUAGAAUGAUGAAUAUUAACACAGAUAUAUUAGGUGUGA